Messenger RNA from Cyprinodon variegatus (sheepshead minnow), 3261 nucleotides. Its product is annotated as transmembrane protein 211-like. The record is from RefSeq and is a predicted model, not a curated record. The transcript has 3 exons. NCBI's taxonomy places the organism in Eukaryota, Metazoa, Chordata, Actinopteri, Cyprinodontiformes, Cyprinodontidae. Gene Ontology annotation, cellular component: membrane. The coding region runs from base 523 to 1233 and encodes 236 amino acids.
ACCUUCAGCUGAUUAAAAAAUAUACAUUGAAGCCAUGAGUUGCAGCUUUAAUUCUGAAAAGCCUGGACCUUCCGCCAGUUUAUCAAUGAGGAUUUUACUUUGAAGGUCCAAAGCGGAAGUUGAACUCAAGAUGCGCUGACUUGACGUAGUUGGCACUGUGGGGCGAAGUAAGGCGCUGUCUGUGGGUCCUGAGGCAGAGGGAGCAUCCCGGAGUGGACAGUGGGGAGCGCUUCUCCCACUUCACGUGUUUUCUCUGCUGCGCUUCCAGCUGUGGACUGUGAAAACAUCCCGAGUGUCACAUUCCACCCUGUGGGCAGCCUGGGCGAGCGGAACACCUGACUUUACUGCGUCUUAGGAUUUGUUUUUCCCAGCGGCUUGGAUCUUGGCAGAGCAGAUGUCCUGGAGGACUGCAGCCACUGAUGUCCACUGGUGUCCACUGAUGUCCUGCUUGUUGCUCAUGUAGUGCUGGACAGGGAGAGGAGGACAAGUUAGAGUGUCGCUCCUGAAGGCGGUGAGCUCCAAAUGCAUUGGCUCCUGGGCCGGGAGAAGAAAGAAGGUCUGGGUCUGUCCUCGGGUUCUCUGCCCCCAGCCGCUGCCACCAUGUUCAGCUGCGUGGGCUGCUUCUGGGUGCUCCUGUCCUCCGCCCUGGUGGCGGUCUGCAGCUUCAGCUUCAUCUCCCCCGCCUGGAUCGUUAAGGAGCAGCUGAGGAGCGGCCAGCAGCAGCAGCAGCAUCAGCACCACAGCUCCCAGGACUCUGUGAGCUUCGGCUUGCUGUGGCACUGCUCCGAGUCUCUGGAUCACAUGUACCGGUGCUACACCUUCGGUGGGCUGGGCAAGUUUGCAGAGAUCCCCUCCAGCUCCUGGCAGACCAGCGCCGUCCUUUGUUCAGGAGGAUGCGCCCUGCUGGCGGUCAGCUCCCUAUUGGCCAUCAUCACCAUCUUCCUGCCAGGCGGAGGCUGCGAGAGGAGGAUCUGCACCCUGGCUGGGUACAUGCAGAUGGCAUCGGUGUUCAUCAUGGCUACUGGUCUGCUGGUGUACCCUUUCGGCCUUAACUCCUCACUGGUUCGAUCUUUCUGCGGAGACGCUGACAUCUACUACGCCGGCGAGUGCCAGAUCGGCUGGGGCUACAUGCUGGCUAUCGUUGGAGUCAUGCUCACCGUCUUCUUGCCCUUCUUUGCCAAAUAUGCACCGAAGGAGCAGCUGUCCCCCACCCCUCUGCCCACUCUGUUAUAGUUCAGCCUUGUUUUUUUUCUCUCUUUAACUCUUGACCACUUUGUACGAUCAGGACCUAAAGUCCUGAAAAGCUCCUGAGGAAGCCCCACUCAGCCAUAACUGCAGCUGAAAAUACAGAAGAAAAAAAAUCCAAAAGCCGUCUUCCUGCAUCUGUAAAGUUAUUCUUUUUUUUUAAUGUUUAAUUAACAAAAAAAGUCCAACCUCUAAAAUGUGAACUUGGUUUUAUGUUUCUGUGAAGACAUGUUGCAUCCAAAUGGAAGCAUGAUGCUACAUGGCUCCGGGGUUUCAGCGCCAUUUCUGUUCAGUGCAAGUUUUUUGUGUAUAAGAAAGCUUGAUAAAGAGGCAAUAAGGACAGUUUGAGAAUUGAAGUACAUUUGAAGGAUGCAGACGGACGUAUCUGAACUUUAAAUGAGUCGUCUCUAAAAUAAAUUGGUCAGUGUUGAUAAAUAAACAUGUGGGAACUUUGAAGUGCUAAACAAUUCUUUAAAAAAGGACUUAGAAGGAUAUUUCCCUUCAGAUGCUUCUUUUUCUUUUCGCCUGACAGAGAACUAAUGGAAGUCAGGACAAUGUUCAGCUUUCAGAGACUGAAUCCAAGGAAAGGACACAGAGACGCAGCGUCAACGCCGCAGAAAGGACAAUUUCAAAACCAGCCUCCUUUCCUAUGAGGAGGUAAAAAAGAUGUUUGUUUCAGUGCAGUGUUGUUAUAAAAGGAAAAAAAUCUAAAAAAAAAAAUGUUGAAGACACUGCUUGUUUUUGUCAACCUUUUCCCCAGAUUUGUUCGUGUGACGUAGUUAGCUUGUGUUCUCUGCCCUCAACACCCGAUACUAAACUUCAAUUCAGGAAAUAAAAAUGUUGCAAAAUGCCAGGAGGUGUAGGGAGGGUUUCUAAAACUGCAUGGAAAGAUGGGUUCUGUUAACGGUGGAACUGAUCUAGAUUUUAAAUGUGAUCUGACCAAAUUGUGCCUUUUAACGCAACAAAGACAAGUUUCAUACAGUUAUCAGGUCUCUCUCUAAUGAAAGCAGAGGAAUCUGUUGUGCGAUGUGAUGUGUUUUUCUCCUCUAUUUUUCCUCCUAGUGGUAAAGUGUUUUUUUAUGUACUUCAUGCAGUGUGAUCUCAGUAAUGUUUGGGAGGGAAAAGACGUCUAUGAAGAUAUUAGCGAAGAUAAUAGCCAAGAGGAAUGCAACACACUUUUUUUUCAUCAUCCUCUGAAACGCUUCUGCAGAUUAUCCAAAAGAGGUGAAUCACUCCAAGUGCUUCAUUAGGAGGUGAUAAUGCUCACAUCCUUUCUCUGCAUCGUUUUUAUUGAAUUUCAUGUAGAAAUAGACGGGAUUUAAAAAGCAUUUCUAGUACAUGAUAACAUUUAAUGUAAAAAAGGGUCCACCAACAAGCUGAUGAGUUUUAGAUCAGUGGUAACUAUAAGACGGCAUGGUAGGAGUGAACUAAAUAAAUAAAUGGCAAAAUCUGUGAGGUAACCAGAAAAAUAAAUGAUAGAAAUGUUGAACUGUCUAACACAGGAAGAAACUUUAAAUAUUGCAAUAUGGUUUACAGCAGUUGACUUUUUUGUUAAACUGUCAAAAAUAUUGUUUGGAGGGGGGUGGGAAAUUUUUCUUUUAAAUCAAAUGGGGGCCCAGCAAAGUGAUCUGGUUCACUGCCAGGACCAUCAAGCCUAAACUCAGUUUUUAGUCAGGGUUUAGCAAACUAAAUGUUAAAUAACUCCAAAGUAUGCUUAAAUCUUUGAAAGAAAUCAUAUUGCAAUGCUGGUAAUGUACUGGACCUCCAACUGGACUCAUCCCCAUAUUUGUUGGAAAGCUACGUGUAGUUUCAGCACUGGUAAAAAAAAAACAGUUUUUUUGUUGAGAAAAUGUCUUUUUUUCAUUGUGGUAUUUUACUGUAAAUAAACUAACUGUUGUUGGUAUCACAUUAUUCCUAACUGCCCCUUUUUUGGAUUAUACUUUUUCAAUAAACUGAUUUGUGUUAGCUUUAACCAAAUUGCUCUUCUGGUUGUUUUGUGGCAUUCCUUUGUAAUAA